CUCCGGUCCCAGGAAACCCCUCCCCCCUCCAUUACAAAAUCAUCCGCUCCACCAAACACACGAGAGAACAGAACACUCUCUCUCCCACUCCCUCCGUUUUCUCCCAACACUCUUCUUCUUCUUCUUCUCCUCCUUCUUCUUCUUCUUUUUCUCUCUCUUUCCAUCUCCAAUGGAGAGCGAGUUGAAGCCGAUGGAUUCGGAGCAGCUGAGGGAGUACGCCCACAAAAUGGUCGAUUUCAUCGCCGAUUACUACAAAAUGAUCGAAUCCUUUCCCGUUCUUAGCCAAGUUAAGGGAUCAUCGUUGCCGUCACUAUCACCAUCGCUGGAGAAGGCAUCGUCGAGUCCAUAUCCUCCGCCAACAGUGAGAGAUCUUUGGUGGAUGUACCAACCAGGAUAUCUUAAGGAGCUCCUACCUGAUUCGGCUCCCUGCAAACCUGAAAAUCUUGAAGAUGUUUUCGAUGAUAUACGUCAGAAGAUAAUCCCAGGCAUCACUCAUUGGCAGAGCCCUGAUUAUUUUGCUUAUUAUCCGUCUAAUAGCAGCACUGCUGGGUUCCUAGGAGAGAUGCUCAGCGCCGGCUUCAAUAUCAUUGGGUUCAGUUGGAUAGCGUCUCCUGCCGCGACGGAGCUGGAGAUGAUUGUUUUGGAUUGGUUCGCUAAAAUGCUUAAGCUGCCUGAGCAGUUCCUUUCGACAGGGCAAGGUGGAGGGGUAAUCCAAGGAACAGCAAGCGAAGCUGUCCUUGUAGUUCUAUUAGCUGCAAGAGACAAAAUUUUAUUGAAGGCUGGAAGAAAGUCCCUUGAAAAGCUGGUGGUUUAUUGUUCCGAUCAGACACAUUCUGCUAUGCAAAAGGCAUGCCAGAUUGCAGGGAUAUUUCCAGAAAACUUUAGAGUGCUCAAGACUGAUAGCAGUUCAAACUAUGCUCUUCUUCCUGAAGUACUCAGUGAAGCGAUUUCCAAGGACUUGUCAUUUGGCUUGAUACCAUUUUUCCUCUGUGCUACAGUGGGCACUACCUCUUCAGCAGCUGUAGAUCCAUUAUUGAAACUAGGAAAUAUUUCUAAGGUCCAUGACAUGUGGUUCCAUGUUGAUGCUGCACAUGCGGGCAGUGCUUGUAUAUGUCCAGAGUACCGUCAUCAUAUUGACGGCGUGGAGGAAGCAGAUUCAUUUUGCAUGAAUGCUCAUAAAUGGUUUCUUACGAAUUUUGAUUGCUCGUUGCUUUGGGUAAAGGACCGAAGUGCUCUUAUACAAUCUUUGUCCACAAAUCCCGAGUUUCUGAAAAACAAGGCUUCACAAGAAAACUCUGUUGUGGAUUUCAAAGACUGGCAAAUUCCUCUUGGACGCCGUUUCAGAUCUCUGAAGCUUUGGAUGGUUUUGAGACUAUAUGGUUUGGAGAAUCUGCAAAGCUACAUCCGAGAGCACAUAAAGUUGGCUGAGCAGUUCGAACAGCUCAUCUCUUCUGAUUCUAGGUUUGAGAUUGUUGCUCCAAGGACCUUUUCACUUGUUUGUUUCCGCCUUCUCCCUCCUCUGUAUGACCAAGAUGAUGGCUAUAAACUGAACUACAAUCUCCUCGACGCAGUAAACAGAAGCGGGAAGAUCUUCAUGUCUCAUACUGUUCUUUCUGGCAAGUUUGUUCUGCGGUUUGCGAUCGGAGCACCCCUGACUGAAGAGCGGCAUGUCGUGGCGGCGUGGAAGGUGUUGCAAGAUGAGGCCACCAUCCUCUUAAGAGGCUCCUAAACAAUCACUUUUGCAGUGUCAUUUGUUCAUAAUUCGGGUACUUAAUUCGAGUUGAAUGGAAUUUAUAAUUUAAAUCCCUUCUAAUUGAUGCUGUGAAAGGGUAGACAUUUGCAUUGGACAAUUCAUUGAUGCUGUGAAAGAGAAGUUUGUUUGUCUAAGAAAAAUAUUGGAAUCAAUUUUGGAUCCACUUGUUCACUUGUUCA
Ananas comosus (pineapple) is the source of this 1932-nucleotide messenger RNA. Its product is annotated as tyrosine decarboxylase 1. Bases 170 to 1729 code for a protein of 519 amino acids. Lineage: Eukaryota; Viridiplantae; Streptophyta; Magnoliopsida; Poales; Bromeliaceae. Gene Ontology annotation, biological process: amino acid metabolic process. The record is from RefSeq and is a predicted model, not a curated record. The transcript has 14 exons. Gene Ontology annotation, molecular function: carboxy-lyase activity; pyridoxal phosphate binding.